AUGAGACUGACAGACUGCAGAAUCAGUAACAGAGGAGUGUGAAGGUAUCAGAGCAGUAUUAAAUACAGGGAUAUUUCUUUAGAGCAUGAGGUCUACUUGGCAGCAGUCUUGGUAUGCUGUUCUGAGUAUGUUCCUGUGGGUGCCCUGGGCCUGGUGUGGCGUGGUGGAGGACUUUGACCAUGUGGAGCACUGUAAGGACUAUAUUUACAUGGGCAUACCACCACGGGGCUACCUGGCGGGCAGCAACCUGAAGAAGAUCUGCCAGAUCCUGGAGGACAACCCCCGAUUCGUCACCCUCUAUGACCCCCGCAGGCACAUGCCCCUCUACUCUGCAUACACCUUCAAACGGUCUGACGGGGAGAAGAGCAUGGACCAGCCCUGGAUGUACGAACCACAGCUGGCCUCCAGUAAAUCCAGCAGUAAUAUGGAGGUCUACCCACAGUCGUCUCAGAUGCACAUGCGUCUCAUGGACAGUCAGGCGGUGCUGGAGGACUUUACAGACGUGCCCCAGUAUGUGCGUGGCCAACUGAACCCAGACCAGCACCAGUUGGAGCCCCUCGACAAGGCAGCCACCUACACCCUGUCCAAUGUGGUGCCUCAGAUCAGAGAGUUCAACACUGGCCCCUGGGCCCAGCAUGAGGACCGUAUCAGACGACGCCUCAACAACUACUGCCGCGGCAAUGCCUAUGUCAUCACGGGAGUUACCUCGGCCGGGAACAUGAUUCGGCGAGACAACCAGGACCGUGUGGGCAUCCCAGAGUACAUGUGGACGGCCUACUGCUGUCCAGACUACGACCACAAUGCCCCCUACCUAGAGCGCUACCACUUUCCUGUGUUUGGGGCCUAUGGUCUGAAUAAUAGGGUCAACAAUGCUGUGGUGGAGGUGCCUAUCAAGACCCUAGAGACGUUUCUGAAGGGACGGUUGGACGUGGACAAGAACUACCAGAUCUUCUACAAUGACUGUGUGCUUGAUGACUUGUAGCAAUACUCGAAAAUUUUUGUCUAUAGCUGUAAUGGUGACGGACAUAAAAGCAAGGUUUUAGUAUUGUGGGAUCAAAUGGUACAUGGUGUGGAUGUAUUUAUUCAUACGUACACCAGAGGGAGCUUCUGUCAAACUUCUACGUUUACAUUGUAGUUACUGGCCCAAUGCUCAUAACCACUAGGCUACCUGCCAUCCACUACUUCUGUGGGGUUUAUUUAUUUUUUGACCUGCAUUUUUGUCUACU
Messenger RNA from Oncorhynchus kisutch (coho salmon), 1226 nucleotides. Its product is annotated as endonuclease domain-containing 1 protein-like. The record is from RefSeq and is a predicted model, not a curated record. Lineage: Eukaryota; Metazoa; Chordata; Actinopteri; Salmoniformes; Salmonidae. The transcript has 2 exons. Gene Ontology annotation, molecular function: metal ion binding; nucleic acid binding; hydrolase activity. Bases 86 to 982 code for a protein of 298 amino acids.